AUGGCUGAACCAUCGAAUAAUACAGCCAAACCAUCAGCUUGGUCCAAGACCAAGCUUGGCGGCAAAGCGGCUUUUGAUAAAGGAUGGGCUGCGUUUGAGAAAUUGGGAGGACCAGUUAACAAGCUCACGAAUAAGAUUGGAUCUGAGGCUUUCUGGCCAACAGGCAUGGAAAAAGAAUGCGAGAAGGCUGCUCGAAUCCUCAAAUCAUUCUGUAAGGAUGGAUUCAUGGCGGAGCAACAGAAAGAUGCAUCACAAGACUCAGAGACUAAGAAGAAGGUCCAAGACGGCCCCAGCAAGCCACCGAAAGUCCUUGUCAAGAUCCCUCAAAAGGUCAUCAAGAACUGUGUCGGUCUCGCGAUUUACACCACCAUGCGCUCUGGAUUGUGGGUAUCCGGUGCGGGUGGAUCAGGCGUUUUGAUUGCCAAGAAUGAGAAUGGCCAAUGGUCACCACCAUCCGGAAUUCUCGUUCACACUCUAGGUGUAGGUUUUAUGGCCGGAAUUGAUAUCUAUGACUGUGUCAUUGUUAUCAAUGACCGCAAGGCUCUCGAAGCAUUCAGUAAAUUGCGUGUCUCUCUCGGUGGCGAAAUAUCCGUCGUGGCUGGCCCUGUUGGAAGUGGUGCCAUUUUAGAAAGUGAGCUAUUGAAAAGUAGGAAGCCGUUGUUCUCCUACAUGAAGAGCAGAGGUCUAUAUGCGGGAGCACAGGUUGAUGGAACCAUAAUCAUCGAGCGCAACGAUGAAAAUGCAAGAUACUAUGGGGAAAAGUUGCCGGUAGCACAGAUUCUACAAGGAAAUGUUCCAUCCCUUCCACCAACCGCUGAGUUAUUGAUGGAGGUUGUAAAGGAUGCAGAAGGAAGACCAAACUUAAAUCAAGCGGUCUUACAGCAAGUUUACGAUAAGCCAGCACCGGCGGAUGUCGAGAUUAUAAAUUCAGGAGAGGCUAGUGAGGACGAGAAGAAAAAGUUCGGAAACCCGAACACGGCCGAAGGUUAUGCUAUGCAGCAACAAUUGCACGGAUAUCAACAACAGCAGUACCCAGGAUAUACUCAGGGUAAUGAUUCUUACUAUCCCCCGCCUCCUCCAGGACCACCACCUCAACAGGAUCAUACUCAAAAUCCUCCGGCUUACUCUCAAAAUCCGUCCAACUUUCCACCGCAGCAGGCAAGCGGUGCAACUGAACAAGGCUAUUAUGCACCCGAGAAACCACCUCGUCCAACCUGA
Messenger RNA from Botrytis byssoidea, 1218 nucleotides. RefSeq lists its product as uncharacterized. Lineage: Eukaryota; Fungi; Ascomycota; Leotiomycetes; Helotiales; Sclerotiniaceae. The coding region runs from base 1 to 1218 and encodes 405 amino acids. Gene Ontology annotation, molecular function: phosphatidylinositol binding. The record is from RefSeq and is a predicted model, not a curated record. The transcript is spliced from 2 exons.